Molecule: messenger RNA, 1001 nt
Organism: Elaeis guineensis (African oil palm)
Lineage: Eukaryota; Viridiplantae; Streptophyta; Magnoliopsida; Arecales; Arecaceae
Product: ubiquitin-conjugating enzyme E2-17 kDa
Source: RefSeq, a predicted model, not a curated record
UUCCCUCUCCGUAGCAGCGGUGGCGGCGCGGCGGUCGAUCUGACCCGAUUCUAGGGCCGUUCCUCUCUUUCUAUAUUUCCCCAUUCUUGGCGAUAAAUUCUCAUCGCCGUCCUCCGAGGCCAAGAGCUCGCAGCGCGAAACCCUCGGCCCCCAGGCCUCAACGCGCCCCCUGAUUUUCGUCUAGGUUCGCCUCCUUCCCUUCUUGUGUCUGUGGAUUGCGAUCGGUUCCCGAGUACCUUGGGUUUGAUUUCGUCAUUUCUCUCGAUUCGAUCGGGCUCUGAGGUUCUGCUGUUCUGGUUCGAAGCGUCUCAUGGCAUCCAAGCGUAUCCUAAAGGAGCUGAAGGAUUUGCAGAAGGAUCCUCCUACCUCCUGCAGUGCAGGUCCUGUAGCAGAGGACAUGUUUCAUUGGCAAGCAACAAUCAUGGGCCCUCCUGACAGUCCAUACGCUGGAGGUGUAUAUUUAGUAAAUAUUCAUUUCCCUCCAGAUUAUCCUUUCAAGCCACCAAAGGUUGCUUUUAAGACUAAGGUGUUCCAUCCGAACAUCAAUAGUAAUGGGAGUAUCUGUCUGGAUAUCCUUAAGGAGCAGUGGAGCCCUGCCCUGACAAUCUCGAAGGUCCUGCUUUCUAUCUGCUCUUUAUUGACGGAUCCAAAUCCAGAUGAUCCUCUUGUCCCGGAGAUUGCUCAUAUGUACAAGACUGACAGAGCAAAGUAUGAGGCCACGGCUCGCAGCUGGACACAGAAGUAUGCUAUGGGAUGAAGGUCUCCUACUCUGACGGUGUUAUGCUAUCAAGACAAAUGAAUUAUAAUGAUGGAGGUCCCGAUUCUCGUGAUGUUGUGGAAGUGAUUUUGUUAAGAUGGAGUAUCGUGUUUGUUCUGUUUCUUAUUUGAUCAAAUAUAUUAUAUUCAUGCCUGCUACUUGGCCUGCUAUAAUUUUCAUUGUGAAUAAUAUUCAUAUGCUCGUCUUCAUGCUAGUAAUCAUUAUGAGAAUAGCUUGUCAAUAA